This is a messenger RNA of Paralichthys olivaceus (Japanese flounder), 2548 nucleotides long. The record is from RefSeq and is a predicted model, not a curated record. Lineage: Eukaryota; Metazoa; Chordata; Actinopteri; Pleuronectiformes; Paralichthyidae.
CUUCCUGGUUUCCUGGAGCUCAUUGUGGAGUUUUACCGCCGCUGCCUCAUCCAGAUCUUUGGUAUCCUGGAGAACUACGAGGUGGGAGCUGAAGGCCAGAGGACCCUGCUGGGGCCCCUGCCCAACCCACUUACAGAGGAGGAGGUGCUAAAGGAGCCUCCAGCUGCCGCAUCCCAAUGCAACAGCCAAUCAGGAGAGGAGCAGGAGAUACAGAGGAGGUCAACGGAGGAGAUGUCACCACUACUCACUACUACUCCCACCAUCAUCGAUGAGGACACUGAACCGGCCGUCAAGCAGGUGAAGGUGAAGGAGGAGCAAGCAGAGCCCCGCCCCCAACAGGCCAGCAAGUAUGACAAGCUGCCAAUUAGAGUGGAGGAGAGUGGGGAGGAGUGGGAGGAGAUGGAGCGGCGCUGGGCUGAGCUCAGCCGACCCGCUGGCUUCAUCAGCGGCCUCCUGCACUGGAAGGCUGGGGGAGGAGACUCCACCGCUCACAUCCAGACGCACUUUGAACCCUGCACAUUUAACUCCACCCCCCCAAACCCAGUUCAGAGGAGGGGAGGGGCGGACGUGAGGGAGGAGGAGGCAGAGGAGGAGCUUGAGGAGGAAACAUCAUCUGAAACACAACAAGAGGUCAUAGGUCAGAGGUCGCCAGCUCAGAGUCCCAUCAGCCACCUGGAGGAUGAGCCUCGUUGCUGGGACAAGGUGCCGCUGUCCACUGCUGAGUCCUGGCAGGACUCUUUGGCCAAACGCUGCAUCUGCAUCUCUAACAUUUUGCGCGGCCUCUCCUUCGUCCCUGGCAAUGACGCCGACAUGUCGCAGCACCCCGGCCUGGUGCUGAUCCUGGGCAGACUGGUGCUGCUGUACCACCACCACCCCCACAGGAAACCGACGCCGCCCACCUACCAGCGGGAGGACAAGCAGGGUCUGGCGUGCAGCUGUGACGAGUGGAGGUGGGACUGUCUGGCUACGCUCAGGGAGAAUACGCUGGUGACGCUGGCAAACAUCUCGGGCCAGCUGGACCUGUCGCUGUACCCCGAGAGCAUCUGUCUGCCCAUCCUGGACGGGCUGCUUCACUGGAUGGUUUGUCCGUCCGCCGAAGCCCAGGACCCGUUCAGCUCGGCGGGCGGCUUCUCCUCGCUCACCCCUCAGAGACUGGUGCUGGAGUGUCUGUGCAAGCUGAGCAUCCAGGACUCCAAUGUGGACCUGCUGCUCGCCACGCCGCCUUUCAGCCGCCAGCAGAAGCUCUUUGCCACGCUGGUGCGCCUUGUAGGUGAGAGGAAGAGUCAGGUGUGUCGAGAGAUGGCGGUGGCCGUCCUGUCUCACCUGGUGCAGGGCGACUCGACAGCGGCGAUGGCCGUCACCCGGCAGAAGGGCAGUGUGGGAACUCUCAUCGGCUUCCUAGAGGACAGUUUGGCCGUGGCUCAGUACCAGCAGAGUCCACACAGCCUGCUGCACGCCGCCACGCCGCCGGAGCCGCCCAGCAUCAACAUGAUGUGUCGCGCCGCCAAGGCGCUGCUGGCCAUGGCGAAGGUGGAGGAGAACCGGACGGAGUUUGUUCUGUACGAGAGCCGGCUGCUGGACAUCUCCCUGUCAGCCGCCCUCAACUCCUCGGUGGCGGCCAUCAUGUGUGAAGUAAUGUUUAAAAUCGGCCACUCGUGACACAGCACCGCCAAGGAUCAAGCUCCGCCCACGUGACGAACUGGCUCCGACUAUAUUUUUAUUUAAAGAACAGAAACAUUUACGUACAAAUGAAUAGAAUCUAUAAAGUUCCUCUGCUCCAUCCACAAAUGUUUUUAAGUCAUUUUAAUACAAAAAUAUUUAAUACGUGUUUUUUAUUUUUUAUUCUUUUGUCAGUUUGUUGUGUUUUUGGUUUUAACCAAAGUUUCACGGUGGAGAAAUCUCGGGUUCCGGCUCCUGGUGAACGGAAGUGGUUGUUUCUUUCUUUUUGUGGGGCUGUUUUGUGGGCGGGGUUUGUUAGAUAUGGGGGCGGGUUCGGAUUAUUUAAGUUGUGACACGUGUUGUAGAUAACACGUCUUUUCUCACGUGUGACGCAGGAAACGCUGACGUUCACUCUUGUACUUUGUUCUGCUGCAACAGGUUUGUGUUAAUGUGAAAAUUGGAGCGUCAGUAUUUUACAAACCACAGCAGUAUGGGGGGGGGGGGUCACUUCCUGUUUUUUAAGAACUUUUUCCGUCUCCACCGUCGUCAUCCUGUAAAUAGAAAAUGCACAUCGGAGCUCCAGCAGGGGGCGACACCUGGUGAUGUCAUUUCUAAUCACGGCUCUGCUCACGUGAACGUUUGGUUUCUCUUCAGCUGGAGAAGAUUUUCAGAAGGUUUGAUGGAGUCUGGUGUGGAAGGGUGCGUUAGAAUAGAGAGACUGUGUACAGGAGGUGGGGCGGGUGGGGACUCUGCUCAUCAUGUUGCUAACUGACAACUUCAGAAACAUUAUUACAAAUAUAAAGAGAGAAAAAGAAAAUGUCUGAAUGUCUCGUUUGAUUUGACCGAGAUCUUUACAUGUUGAAUAAACGCACGUGAACGUAUCGUGAGC